AGGCGUCUGGAGCCAUGCCAUUGAGAAAGAGCAAAGAUAAAGAGGUUCAGCCAGCCCAGGCUGAACAUGCAGAUGACAGUCCAGUUUACUCGGAGGGUGAGAAUGAUCUAGUUGUUCCUCCUUUCUUAUCACCCUUCGUGGAGCGAUCUUAUGGCAAUUCAAUUUUCAAAGAAAGGGAUGCAGACCGCAGAGAUGACUUUGCUGAAUCAAAUAAUGUGUUUAAAGGUAUGACUGAACGUCUGGAUUUAGCAUUCAAAGAAAAGAACCAGGCUAUGCGGAGGUUUGUUGAGAGUCAAGCAGAAUUUUCCAGACGCCAGGAAGAGACAAUUAGACAAUGUAUAGAAGAAAUGAGACGGGUCUUUGAAAAAGGCACUAGGGUGAUGAGAGAAACUGGGGAAGAAAGUUGCAAACCACUGCAGGCUGUUUCAGAACAAGUGGUUGAGCAAGUGCGACAGCCCAGACCUGAGAUCCCUCCUCCAGUCGUUGAAAUGCCCAAACAGAUUCAGGAAGCCCCAAUCCCAGCACUCGGGGGGCAAGGGAAUCAGCCUCAUCCCAAUAUUCAACAACAACACUUUGUCAUUGGUGAAGGGCAAAGACAACACCAAUUAAUGGAGGCUGCUACUCCUGUUGUAGACCAUGGGCCAUCCUUGAGGUCAUUGGAAAAGAUUGAUAAGGGUAUCUUGAAAUUUCCAGACAAAGCGAAGGAAACCAUGGGAGUGGAUGCAGAUCCUUUUCCAGCUGUGUCUGUGGGUGUAAAUGUUGCAGACCUCAGGAGUGUUGCCAGAAAUCGCAGUCUGCCUUAUGCUCAAAGGAACCUUGCUGCAGAAGACUUAAGGUGGGUUCUUGAGGCGCAGAGAUCCAGACAUAGUAGGAGCGUCAGGUCAGACCAGCAGAGGCUCGGGGGGCAAGAAAGGAUCAUUGUGACCAGGAACUUCAGUCCAGAAGGUCACCUUCCAGACGGUGGGAGAAAAUCAGUCAUCCCAAGUUUCCAGCCCAGAAUCCCAGAACCUUGAGGCGCAGACUGCAGCGCAAGAGGGCUGAAG
This is a messenger RNA of Rubroshorea leprosula, 1043 nucleotides long. The record is from the annotation of a GenBank genome assembly. Lineage: Eukaryota; Viridiplantae; Streptophyta; Magnoliopsida; Malvales; Dipterocarpaceae.